This is a messenger RNA of Rhizopus microsporus ATCC 52813, 2154 nucleotides long. RefSeq lists its product as uncharacterized. The record is from RefSeq and is a predicted model, not a curated record. NCBI's taxonomy places the organism in Eukaryota, Fungi, Mucoromycota, Mucoromycetes, Mucorales, Rhizopodaceae. The transcript has 4 exons. Bases 1 to 2154 code for a protein of 717 amino acids.
AUGUCUACUCCAGUACUUGCAAAGUCAGCGCAUGAUAUCAAUUGCCGACUCUCAUUCGAAGACAAUUACAGCCAAGUCAGCACGAGCAGUAUUGCCACCACCACGACUACAAGGAGCAGUAGUAAUGGUAGCUAUACUGGCACUAUCAAUCGAUCUCACAGUACGCAUUCGCCUGCUCUUCAUCGAAGAAUACACAGAAAACCCGUUCCUGUGACGAAGGUUACACCUCAUGCAAAAGAUUAUGCAUGCGCUGAAACAGCAUAUCCUAGUCGAACCAAAGUCCCCAAGCAUAUAAAUUCUACUCCCCCUGAAGCUUACGAAAAAAGGCCCAAAAGAUAUCCUUACGAUGAUCAAUUCAUACGUAACUCACCUACUCAGUCCAUUCAGUCUCCUGUAACUAUUACAACCACAACUCCGACUUCAGCCAGAACACUGACACCAACUUUUUGGUAUCCUCGAACUGGAAGAGAAAACGAGCCGUUAAAGAGAAACAUCACUAAAAAGAUUCGAGGCUUACUUCAGCCUCAUCGCACUCAAUUAGAAGAAGCAUCAAGUGAACAGCAUAAGCAAGACUAUCAAAUCAGCCUGCGUAGGUCUAGCACACCAGAGCCACAACAUGAUCGUGACAGUACUCCUUUCCACAUGUUGAGGCAUACUCGAAACAUUGCCGACAAGACUGGACUUCAGUUCCACGAGUCUGAUUUUAUUCAAAUAGACACCUAUGCGUCAACCGUACAACAAAGGGGACCACUCCUGACACCAGCUAUUCUCUCUCAAAAAUUCCUUGUCAGACCAUACCGUCGAGAGCUAUUCAGAUUGCGCGCUCUAUUCAUAUGGAUUAUCCAAAACAUCAGGCCCGAGUAUCACCAGAAGAGAACUGACCUGCUUCUGUUGCAAAAACAGCAGAACUAUUUGGCACAGUACUAUCAUCGACAGACAGAGAAACCGUCAUUGUUGAAACAAAGGCUGAGCAGAAUUGCUCACUCUGCAGAGGAAGAAGAUGAACCACCGAUAAUCAAUCGAUUGGACUCAAUGGGACUGCUUCAAGAGGAAGCUGUCUUGUUAUCAAACUAUAUGAAUGAAGCAGCUGAACAAGUUCUUAAGAAAAGGACCUGCAAGUCAGCAUUUGGCAUGGCUCGUUUGUUUGUCGAUAUGGUGAUCGCAGCGGGGUUUGAAGACGCUCGCGUGAUAUAUGGGUAUUUAAAAGCUCCAAUGGAUACUAUAGAUAAAGCCGAACAACCGCUUCCUGUCAAUCAUGCUUGGUGUGCAGUGAAAAUUGAAGGAGAAUAUAGGUUUGUCGAUUGUUGGCUGGCAUCGCCAUUCCAUCCUCACAAUGAUAACAAGAUGGAGCCGCAUUGGUUCUUGACUUUGCCUCUCGAUAUGGUCAUGACUCAUUUACCAGAACAGAAGAAAUAUCAAUACAUCUCUCCCUCUAUAACGCCUUACGCCUUCUUCAGUCUGCCAUAUAUUCGAAAUACAUUCUUUUGGCACAGACUGCGUGUACUGAAAUACCAUGUACACCAAUCAUCAGAGGAUCAAGAUGGUAUAUUUUAUCUAAGUAUGAAGGUACAGCCGAAUAUAAGCUGCUACGCAGAGAUCGAGGCAGACGAUGGCAGUACUGCUAGAGGUUUGGCACAGUGCUUGACAGACGACAGAAACAGCCGCAUAUGUAAGGUCAAGGCCGUCUUGCCCUCUCACCAAACCGGCGGUUGGUUAAAGGUUUAUGCUGGACCGAAAAUCAUACCAUCGAACAAUGCAGCAAUUCAGCAAGAUGUUGUCUGUAAAACUCAUUUUUCAUUAGCCAUGUGUGUCCGAGUCACAUCCGAACGACAGUGCUCACCCUUUGACUUUGUUAAACUCUAUGCCGAUUAUAAUGAGUUUUACGUUCAAGAACCGCAAUGCUACCAACUUUAUCCGCUCCAGACCUAUCAUUUCUGUAUUAGAGGGGCUAGAUCAGACUACAAGGCAGUUCAUCAUAAACUGGCCAUUAAGAGUCCCAAUGGAAAGCUUUACAAACUGAUGUAUCAACCUCAAGAUCAAACGUAUGAAGGAACAGUGACUGUAUCUGUAGCAGGUAAAUGGUUUCUUAUAUGCUUAUUACAUCACACUGGUGGCUGGUACACAGUAGCUGAGUGGUCCUGCUCAAUACCUUGA